This is a messenger RNA of Prunus avium (sweet cherry), 825 nucleotides long. NCBI's taxonomy places the organism in Eukaryota, Viridiplantae, Streptophyta, Magnoliopsida, Rosales, Rosaceae. The record is from RefSeq and is a predicted model, not a curated record.
AACCAUCGAUAGCCUUGCAGUUGGUUAUGGCAAAGGAAAAUUAACAUUCUUUCUCUGCGACAUUAAUGCAAUUGCUGAUGUGAUACCUGCUGACAUGGUGGUGAAUGCAAUAAUUGCGGCAAUGGCUGCUCAUGCAAAUCAACCUGGUGAAGUAAUUUAUCAAGUGGGGUCCUCUAUGAGAAAUCCUGUAAAAUACUCUAAUUUUCAGGAUUAUGGAUUCCGUUUCUUCACCAAGAAGCCAUGGAUUAAUAAAGAUGGAACUCCAGUGAAAGUUGGCAAGGUCGCAGUUAUGGGAAGCAUGACUACCUUUCACCGAUACAUGACUAUCCGUUACUUACUAUUACUAAAGGGAUUGGAGGUGGUUAAUACAGCAUUUUGCGAGUACUUCAAGGACACGUAUGUGGAUCUCAAUCGAAAGAUCAAAUUUGUGAUGAGAUUGGUGGAACUUUAUAGACCAUACUUGUUUUUCAAAGGAGUCUUCGAUGAUAUGAACACAGAGAAGUUGCAAAUGGCAGUGCGAGAAAACACCACAGAGGCAGAAAUGUUUUACUUUGAUCCCAAGUGCGUAAAUUGGGACGAUUACUUCAUGAAUAUCCAUCUUCCUGGGGUUGUCAAAUACGUUUUCAAAUGAUUACCAAAAUUGGGUUGUCGAAUAUAUACAUAUAUAUAUAGUUUGAAAUAUGGGUGGAAUUGAAGCGCUCUAGCCAUUGUAUUUACUCAAGGCAGUAUACAAUGGCUCCCUAGAUGCAUUAUAAAUUUCAAACAAGUUUAUGAAUGUAAUUUGUUUUCAUGAAUAUGAAUAUGAUGAUGAACAAUUGUUUGUCA